GGAAGAUAAAAUAAAUAUUAAAAUUUCGAGAUACUAAAAAUCGAAAACUUUUUUUUUUUCUUUGGGGUAGCCAAGAAGCCAAAACUUGUGCAGACAAGUCCCAACUGCGCAGAGCCCGAACAAACGAAACCUCCGGCGAAAGUUACGGCGACGAGGGCGGUGUCUGACUCCGAUAUUACUCCGAUAAGUGUGUACGCAUCUAGGAGGAGAGAUCACGGGGUCAAUUACACAAGGGUGUAAUGGGAAACCAGAAAUUAAAGUGGACGGGGGAAGAGGAGGAGGCGUUACUCGCCGGAAUUGCAAAGCACGGUGCCGGUAAGUGGAAGAAUAUUCUCCGGGAUUCAGAAUUUUCUAACCAGCUCAUCAAUCGCUCCAACAUCGACCUAAAGGAUAAGUGGCGUAACUUGAGUAUUGCCCCCGGUACUCAAGGUUCAACUAAUAGGGCACGGCCGACAAAAGUCAAAGAGGAAGAAGGCGUCACUCCACCUCCAGUUGUAACUGAUGAAAAAACUACUCCACCUCCUAUUGUUAACCCUAUUAUUCCCCCAGCUCCUACCCUUCCGCGUAAGAAAUCUAUUGAGUUGAUCACUGAUCAAAGUGGUAGUAACAGUGUGGUGGAUACAAAGAAUGCUCCCAGGUAUGAUGGGAUGAUAUUUGAAGCUCUCUCUGCAUUAGCGGAUGGAAAUGGAUCUGAUGUCAGUUCCAUUUUUCAUUUCAUUGAGCCCAGGCAUGAAGUACCGCCAAAUUUUAGAAGAGUCCUAAGUUCAAGACUGAGGAGGCUUGCAUCUCAGAGCAAACUUGUAAAGGUUAGCACCUUCAAAACUUUACAGAACUUCUAUAAGAUACCCGAUCCAUCAGAAACAAGAACAACACCAGCCCCAAAACCAAAGGAGACACAUACGAAGUCCCGGCAAUCAAACAAUCAGGCUUCUGCUAUUUCACUACAGAUGAUCGAGGAAGCUGCAAUAACAGCCGCCUGUAAAGUCGUAGAAGCAGAGAAUAAAAUAGACAUUGCAAAAGCAGCAGGAGAAGAGUUUGAGAAGAUGACUAAACUUGCAGAAGGAACAGAACAUCUCCUGGUGAUAGCUAAUGAGAUCCAUGAAAAAUGUUCUCGUGGUGAGGUUGUGCUAUUGGCUUGAGUCUUGGAGACGGACAUUUCCUUGAAGCUCAUUAUCAAGUUCCUACGUUCAUCUGCUUGUUGAUAAUAUAUAAACAAAACUAAUUUACUAGGCCGUGUCUCUCUGUUUGUGAGUAAAUUUCAGAGGUUCCUUUGGGGAAACCGCUUUCGUAUAUCGAAUAAUAAUACUUUACAUGUUUUGGA
Camelina sativa (false flax) is the source of this 1321-nucleotide messenger RNA. RefSeq names its product telomere repeat-binding factor 5. The record is from RefSeq and is a predicted model, not a curated record. Gene Ontology annotation, cellular component: nucleosome. Gene Ontology annotation, molecular function: double-stranded telomeric DNA binding. Gene Ontology annotation, biological process: nucleosome assembly. NCBI's taxonomy places the organism in Eukaryota, Viridiplantae, Streptophyta, Magnoliopsida, Brassicales, Brassicaceae.